Penaeus indicus is the source of this 645-nucleotide messenger RNA. RefSeq names its product large ribosomal subunit protein uL6-like (gene RpL9). Gene Ontology annotation, biological process: cytoplasmic translation. The transcript is spliced from 5 exons. Lineage: Eukaryota; Metazoa; Arthropoda; Malacostraca; Decapoda; Penaeidae. Gene Ontology annotation, molecular function: rRNA binding; structural constituent of ribosome. The record is from RefSeq and is a predicted model, not a curated record. Bases 52 to 630 code for a protein of 192 amino acids. Gene Ontology annotation, cellular component: ribosome; cytosolic large ribosomal subunit.
UGUGUCUGCCUUAAGUCUUUCCAUUCGCGUUCUCCGCCGCUGAGGGUCACCAUGAAGACCAUCAAUACCAGCCAGAAGGUGGUUAUCCCCAAGGAUGUGGAAUUCAAGAUACGUAACCGUGUUGUGACGGUGAAGGGCCCCCGUGGUACUCUCACACGUUCAUUCCAAAUGCUGAAGCUGAACUUCCAUGUAAGGAAGACUGCCAAGGGAACCAUUGUUAAUGUUGAGAAAUGGUUUGGCAAGCGCAAGGAAGUAGCUGCUGUGCGCACUGUGUGCACACACAUUACCAACAUGGUUAAGGGAGUGACAGUUGGUUUCCAAUACAAGAUGCGUGCAGUAUAUGCUCAUUUCCCCAUCAACUGUGUCAUCUCCAAUAACAAUCAGUCUGUUGAAAUCCGUAACUUCUUGGGUCAGAAGUACAUCCGUAGAGUUGACAUGCAAUCAGGAGUUACCAUCACUGCUUCUCCCAAGCAGAAGGACGAGUUUGUUGUGGAGGGAAACUCCAUUGAAGCUGUCUCACAGUCAGCUGCUAGGAUCCAACAGAGCACCACUGUUAAGCACAAGGAUAUCCGAAAGUUCUUGGACGGUAUCUACGUUUCAGAAAAGGGCCAUGUUGUGGAGACUGAAUAAAUAAUUUGGCUGAGU